CAUCUUUCUCGCUCAUCGAUUCUAGUGAGAGAAAAAAAUUGUAGGUAGCACAGAGAGAGUGAAGAACAACAACAAGAAGAAGAAAGUGCCUUCAUCUACAACUGUUUUAUACUCAAGAUCAACGUCUAACUCUUGAUCUCCAUUAACAACAAAGCAGCUUCUAGAAGUUUCGUGAGAACUUAGUUGCAGAAGUUAUCCACAAGUUCUUAAUCGAAGAUGUAUCAACUGCUGACAACGUAGAUGUCAACAUUGACUUAUGUGAUAAGUUAAUAUAGGAAGGAUUACAUAUUAUUAAUCACGAGCGCUCCAGAACUGGGUUAAUAAACACCAGUCUCAUUUUUAAUGAAAUUCAGAUGUUGCAGCGGCAAAUUAUGUUCAAGCAGCUAGAAGAACUCCAGAGGCAACAGAAGCUCCAAGAGUUAAAUGGCUCAAGGCAACAACAUGUUUUAAGUCAACAAUCUUUAAUACCCAAUAAGCAAGCUCUCGGGGCUCAAUACGCACCCUUAAUUAACGGAACACCGGUUCGUGAUGCAUCCCAAAUGUUUAUGUUUGGUAACACCAACUUGGCCCAUGGGUACCAGAGUGGAUUUCCUUAUUCACAGGCCCAAAAUCAAGUUCUCCAGUCAAUGGGCCUUGCAUCUCAGCCAGUUGAUGGGCAUAGUGUUAGUCAAUUUUUUAAUUUACAAGGGGAAACUCGUGAAUCUACUGGCGAACAAGUGGACACCAAUAGCAGGUCUUGUGUGAGUGAUCAGUUUAACGUUUCGUAUCAGCAAGAACAAGAUAUCAUCAACCCUUCUCAGGAAUUUACCAGUUUGGAUCCGUUAGAACGGAAGUUCUUAUAUGAUACAAAUGACGACAAUUUAGGAGGUUUCGGGAACAUGUUUGAUGACACAGACAAGGAGCAAGCUUUUCCGACUCUUCAAAGCGGGAGUUGGAGCGCACUUAUGCAGUCUGCGCUAGAAGAAACCUCGAGUACUGAUACAGGGGUGCAGGAAGAGUGGAGCGGUUUGAGCUUUCAGAACCCAGAAGUGCCCAAUGAUAACCAGCCUUCUGGUCUAAUGGAAAGCGGGAAAAAUCUAACUCCAUGGCAGAAUAGCACUCUAACUGGUAUUCAGCAGUCUCACAAAGAAGCUGGUGAGUUUGAGUUUGUUAACGAUGCUUCGAAUAAUGGCACAGAGUUUAAGAAGGAUGUCUUGAGCGGCAAUCAAAGACACUCAGCGUCAGAUGUGACAACUUUUAGAAGCAGUGAUUCAUCUGAUAAGUCAGCUGGCUUUCCUGCUCCAGAUUUAAGUUCACAGACAAGUCGCAAUAUGCUUGAGCUUCUUCACACGGUAGACAAAUUCAGAGGAUAUAAACACGGUACACAGUCUGCUUAUACCAACUCAGAUCCAACAAAUGAGAUGAUGCCUAAGGCUGAAAAUACAGAUGUAUUUACUCCAUCCAGAAAUUCUUCGGGCCUGCAAUACUCUGGCCUGAUGAUGGGCCCAACAACUCAGAGGCCCCCUUUAAAUUAUUUUGACUUAUCUCAGAUUUCCCAACAAGUGGACAACUCUCAUCUAGUUCCGUUAAAGGACCAAGAUGGUCGAAGAUCAUUGAUAUUUGAGGGUCAACAGGUUUCUAAGUCAACAAAGCAAACGCAUAUUUCCCCUCUGAACCCCGCAUACUCCGAUGCUAAUACAAGGACAGCAGUAAAGAGUGAAAAAGCUGAUUCCGACACUAAAGUUCCUCAGCUAACAUCCAUGUCGCAGCUCACUUCUGUUUACGAAAAGUAUAAAACCAUGCUGAUGCCUUCAGCUGCAAGCGAUGGUCAAUCGGUCAAAAACUCAUCUCACCUUUCUCUUCAAGAGGGUUAUCCGCUGUAUGGAAAUAGUCCGUCUGUGCAAAUGAAUUUAGCCAGCACAAGUCAAUAUGGGAGAGUUUGGCCAGUAACUGGGAUCAGCUCGCGAGCUAUUGAUCAAGAUUUGCUUGUUCCUCAAUCAAAGAAGCGUAAAUUUCCUACGUACGAGCUUCUACCAUGGCAUAAAGAAGCCGCAAAAGGUUCUUCAAGGCUUCAUGAUAUGAGCACUGCUGAAGUAGAGUGGGCACAGGCUGCCAAACGGGUACCUGAAAUGUUGAAAGAAGAGGCUGCAGCAUUAGGGAUGGUUCACUCAAAGAAGAGAGUUAUCUUAACAACACAGCUUAUGCAAGUGUUAUUUCGACCUGCACCAGCUGCAAUUCUUUCAGACGACGCUGCUAAAUGCUAUAAUACCUUAACAUACUUUGCUGCUAGAUUAGCACUUGGUGACGCAUGCAGCUUGUCAAAUCGCGUUUACAUGUCUUGCAACACGCCUGAAUCGUUGUCGGUGAAAGCCUCGAUAUCUAAGGGUAGCGGUGAUCAAAAUCUCUCUAAGAUUGUAGAAGACUUCAUUAAACGAGCAAAAGAGCUGGAAGAUGAUCUUUUGAGGUUUGAGAAUAGAGGAUCGGUUCUUGAAAUAAAAAUGGAGGCACAAGAUUUGGAGAGAUUUUCAGUGAUCAACCGUUUUGCCAAGUUCCAUAGUCGGGCUCAAAUGGUUGUAGCCGAGACGGCAUCCUCUGGCGGAGCUUCCGCUCCUCCUAAGCUAUAUCCUCAAAGAUAUGUUAAAGCUAAUCCAAUGCCCAUGACAGUACCCCAAGGGUAUAAUUGUCUUUCACUGUGACGAGCCUUGUUUUUGGCUUAUCUGCUCUCUUGCUUGUCUAACUGCACGUUUUUGGUCCGUCUUUCUGAACCAAAAUUCAACUGAUGUCGGUUUCGAUGCAAAGUAUAUAACGCUCUUUUGUAUAUGUCCACCCGACACUAAUUAAGGAGCGUUUGGAUGACUUGCGAGAAUGGCAGGUCUACUAAAUGAACAUGUGAGGUGAUGCACAUUCUGUAUGUUAGAUUUUAUAUUAAUUUCUAACAGGUAUAAUGCAAGUUUCUUGGUAGUGUUAUUACAUCUAACCAGUAUUUUCUUUGAA
Messenger RNA from Helianthus annuus (common sunflower), 2973 nucleotides. RefSeq lists its product as uncharacterized. The record is from RefSeq and is a predicted model, not a curated record. Bases 354 to 2675 code for a protein of 773 amino acids. The transcript is spliced from 9 exons. NCBI's taxonomy places the organism in Eukaryota, Viridiplantae, Streptophyta, Magnoliopsida, Asterales, Asteraceae.